This is a messenger RNA of Anopheles stephensi (Asian malaria mosquito), 1857 nucleotides long. RefSeq names its product gibberellin-regulated protein 14-like. The record is from RefSeq and is a predicted model, not a curated record. The coding region runs from base 686 to 1756 and encodes 356 amino acids. NCBI's taxonomy places the organism in Eukaryota, Metazoa, Arthropoda, Insecta, Diptera, Culicidae. The transcript is spliced from 3 exons.
AGGAAGCCAGAUCCUUAUUGGCAGAAUAAGUACUCCUGAAGAAGAUGGCCGUGGCGAGGAUGCUCUGAAAGUCUCCUGGCCAUCUAUCGAUCGGGUCUAUACUGACCGACAAACGAAAGCGCUUGCCCGUGACCGGUCCCGAGGUCUUCUGCAGCCGACCUAAAACCACCACCUGAUAAGUAAGUACACAAUAGAUAAGAAUAAGUAAAAGCCCUAACAGGAGUAUCCACAAAAACCACUCCUCAUUAUGCCACACAUCAGGUCACAACGCUGAUGUACGCUGUCGUAAUGGGGCGCAGUUUUCAAAUUAAUUCUGCGAACUGACCUUUAAAAAACUUUCUCGUGUUGCUUUGCGCAUGCUGUAUCUACACUUGAACACAACAACGCACGGCGCAGGUACAGCUGGAGAUUGGAGGUGGCGGCCCACCAAGAAGGCGAUAGAGUGGUCGCCCUCUUUUUUUGCAUCCAAAAACUCGUGCUAAUUGGGGGAAAAAGGGUCGGAGAAGAUAGCUAGUGGUCAAUCUAAUCUGGAAUUUGGUGGCUGCUGACCGACCGGUGCUUUACCGGCAGAAAAAAGGUAUAAAACCGUCAGGACUAAUGGGAGAGGGUGUCAUUUUUAGUUUGCAACUAAGUAUUCGUACAAGGCCACUUCUCCAACGGCGGUAAAACAGUGUGGUUUAAUAGGAUGCGUAAGCCUCACGCCAAAGGGUUUCUGUUCAUCGUGGCAAGAAUGUUGUCUCUAGUGUCGUUGCUCCUUAUCGCGUCGGCGAGUGGUCUUAGCCAGACGAAAACUGUACCACUUGAUUUCUGCUCGGAGUAUGAAGUGCUGCAUACUACUCCACCCUGCUGUGAGGCAACCUGCGACUAUGACUGCUGUCGCGUCGUCUGCCCGAAGAUGCUCGUCUACGAACCGACCUGCGUCUGUCUGGAAGGAUACGUAAGACACGAUGGACAGUGCAUUCCCAAGUCUCACUGUCCUGCGCAACCAGCAACCACGACCCCAGCACCGUGUCAAACUACUACUACUGCUGCUACUCCUCCACCACCCUGUACUACUACUACUCCUGCGCCCUGCACGGCUUCCAAGCCUCCUCCCUGUACGACAACGAAGCCACCCUGUCCCGCUACUACUACUAAGCCGCCCUGCUCGACGACCAACUUGCCGUACGUGCUGACGACCCCCAGAACAUACGGAUACACACCACCACCCCGUGUCAAGUACUCUCCGGUCACAUACGUUCCACCUCCACCAUCCCCCGCAUACCAAACACUGCCCCCGUAUCGGUAUCCCCCGGUGUUGUCUUCUUCGCGCGCUACACCCAAGGUCACAGCUUAUCAAACGGUGCCAACGCUUCGGCCCUGUGCCUCCACCAUGAAGCCUCCACCGUGUACAACGACAAAACCCCCCUGUCCUACUACACCUGCUCCAACGACUACACCCUGUCCACCACCGACAGGGACAACUCCUCCACCAACAAAAGCGCCCUGCUCUAAACCACCUCCAGCAGCAUCGUGUGCAGCCUGCGAGGAGCUCGUCUUUGUGCAGCCCUGCUGCGAACCAACGUGUGACUUUGACUGCUCGAACGCGGGCGCCUGUCCGCUGGUGCUGGUGGAGCAACCGACCUGUGCAUGUCGUCCUGGGCUGGUGCGCUAUCAGGGACACUGCAUAGAACCGGCCGCCUGUCCAAAGAGUGCGUCCCGCUAUCGGCUGUACGUUCCAGUUGCUGCACAGUGUCUCAAGUGUGGCAACAAAUAAGCAAUAAGCGCUUUAUGCGGCAGGGGGGGAGGUUAAGUUUGUAUAGUUACAAGGGAUAUUAUUAUUGAUCGAAGUAAAGUGUGACUGAUUUUAUAAUUUGA